This is a messenger RNA of Molossus molossus (Pallas's mastiff bat), 4758 nucleotides long. RefSeq names its product Rho related BTB domain containing 3 (gene RHOBTB3). Gene Ontology annotation, molecular function: GTP binding; GTPase activity; ubiquitin protein ligase binding. Gene Ontology annotation, biological process: proteasome-mediated ubiquitin-dependent protein catabolic process; regulation of proteolysis. Gene Ontology annotation, cellular component: cytoplasm. NCBI's taxonomy places the organism in Eukaryota, Metazoa, Chordata, Mammalia, Chiroptera, Molossidae. Bases 281 to 2116 code for a protein of 611 amino acids. The transcript has 12 exons. The record is from RefSeq and is a predicted model, not a curated record.
GGGCAGCCGUGCGGCCGCCCAGGAUGUUCCUGGGCACUUCCUGACUGGCUGGCCCCGGCACUAGGAGGACCCGCUCGCCCCCCGCCCCCUUGCUCGCUGCCUGGCUGGGGCCCGCUCAGAGUCGGCCGUGCCGCCGCGGUGGAGGCACGAGAGGUGGUCGUGGCCUCGAAUGAGCUGAUUGCUGUUAAAUACGCCGCGGACACGCCAGGGACCGGCCCGAGAGGCCGCAGGGAGCCGCAGCAUUUCUUCGAGUCACAGCCCUGCCCUUGGAUUUGAGAUCAUGUCCAUUCACAUCGUGGCGCUGGGGAACGAGGGGGACUCCUUUCAUCAGGACAGUCGGCCUUCAGGGCUCAUCCGCACUUACCUGGGGAGAAGCCCGCUGGUCUCUGGGGACGAAAGCAGCUUGUUGCUGAACGCCACCAGCACUGUCGCGCGCCCCGUGUUCACGGAGUAUCAAGCUAGCGCAUUCGGAAAUGUCAAGCUGGUGGUCCACGACUGUCCCGUCUGGGACAUUUUUGACAGUGAUUGGUACACUUCUCGAAAUCUCAUCGGGGGUGCCGACAUCAUUGUGAUCAAAUACAACGUAAAUGACAAGUUUUCAUUCCAUGAAGUGAAGGAUAAUUAUAUUCCGGUGAUAAAAAGAGCAUUAAAUUCAGUUCCAGUAAUCAUUGCUGCUGUUGGUACUAGACAAAAUGAAGAAUUACCUUGCACAUGCCCACUGUGUACAUCUGACAGAGGGAGCUGUGUCAGUACGACAGAAGGGAUCCAACUUGCUAAAGAACUAGGAGCCACCUACCUGGAGCUGCACAGCCUCGAUGACUUCUACAUAGGGAAAUAUUUUGGAGGAGUGUUGGAGUAUUUUAUGAUUCAAGCCUUAAAUCAGAAGACAAGCGAAAAAAUGAAGAAAAGGAAGAUGAGCAACUCGUUUCAUGGAAUUAGACCGCCUCAGCUGGAACAACCAGAAAAAAUGCCUGUCUUGAAGGCUGAAGCUUCACAUUAUAACUCUGACUUACAUAACUUGCUGUUCUGCUGCCAGUGUGUGGAUGUGGUAUUUUACAACCCAGACGUGAAGGAGGUGGUAGAGGCCCACAAGAUCGUUCUCUGUGCCGUGAGCCACGUGUUCAUGCUGCUUUUCAACGUGAAGAGUCCAGCUGACAUUCAGGAUUCCAGUAUCAUCCGAACUACCCAGGAUCUCUUUGCUAUAAACAGAGAGCCUGUGUUUCCAGGUGCCAGCCAGGACUCCCCAGGCAACCCACCGCUACGAGUCAUCGUUAAAGAUGUUCUCUUCUGUUCCUGUUUAUCGGACAUUCUGCGCUUCAUUUAUUCAGGUGCUUUCCAGUGGGAAGAAUUGGAGGAAGAUAUCAGGAAGAAGCUGAAAGACUCUGGGGAUGUUUCAAAUGUAAUUGAGAAAGUUAAAUGCAUUUUAAAAACACCAGGAAAGAUUAAUUGCCUAAGGAAUUGCAAAACCUAUCAAGCCAGAAAGCCUCUGUGGUUUUAUAGUACUUCCCUCAAAUUUUUCCUCAAUAAACCAAUGCUUGCUGAUGUUGUCUUUGAAAUACAAGGUACGACGGUGCCAGCCCACAGGGCCAUCCUGGUGGCCCGCUGUGAAGUGAUGGCAGCCAUGUUCAAUGGCAAUUACAUGGAAGCAAAGAGUGUUCUGAUUCCAGUCUAUGGUGUUUCCAAAGAGACUUUCUUAUCAUUCUUGGAAUAUUUAUACACAGACUCCUGUUGCCCAGCCGGCAUUUUCCAGGCCAUGUGCCUCCUGAUCUGCGCUGAGAUGUACCAAGUGUCCAGACUGCAGCACAUCUGUGAGCUGUUCAUCAUUACGCAGCUGCAGAGCAUGCCCAGCAGAGAGCUGGCGUCCAUGAACCUAGAUGUAGUUGACCUGCUCAAGAAAGCCAAGUUUCACCACUCUGACUGCCUUUCAACCUGGCUGCUUCAUUUCAUCGCCACUAACUACCUCAUCUUCAGUCAAAAGCCUGAAUUUCAGGAUCUUUCAGUGGAAGAACGCAGUUUUGUUGAAAAGCACAGAUGGCCGUCGAAUAUGUACUUGAAGCAGCUGGCGGAAUACAGGAAGUAUAUUCACUCCCGGAAAUGCCGUUGCUUAGUAAUGUAACCUGGCAAUUUUAUAUUCAUACACUUUUAAAAUUAUUAUAAUGAGGAAUGGGUUUCAGUAAAAUUCUUGUGACCUAAAAACAGGCGUUAAAAAAAAAAUAUGGGCGUUAAAAAAAAAUCACCAUACAGCUUAAUGUGUUUACUAGCUCUCUGAAAAAACUACUGUUGUAAUUUUAAAAGGGAACAAAAUAUACCAUAGGUUAAAUCUAAGGCUUCACCUAGUGUGUAAAGCUGUUGCACAGCUAUUUAUUCCCCUUAAGAUGCCCUGUUGCUUUAGUGAUAUUUAUACCCUUCCCAGUUAAGAAAUAUUUAAAUUUUUAAAAAAUCACGUAGGGUUAAUACAGAAAUUUCAUCAUGUCUGAUUAAUUGCUCUGUUAAAAUAAGGGGCAUUUAAAGACCCAGGGUGACUAUUUCUAUAAUGAAAAAUCUAGGGGAAGACUGAUCAACCUGAGACGUGAGGAAUCAAAAUUUUGCUGGGAUUUUGAAUGUGAAAUGAUACUUGUUUCCAAAUCAGUGACAGUGUUUGAACCAUCCUGAAAAAAAAUUCUGCUUUUUGUCCGAACAACCCAGCUGAGCCACCUUGUCUCUAACCUGGGAUUCUGAUGAGGCAGGAAAUCUAAGCAGGGGUGACUCUAUGGCCAGGUAACCUGAGCAGUUGUACAGGGCCACAGGCUCAGAGGGGCCCCCUCUGGGCUCUGAGCUCUGCUGUCGCCAUCUGGAAAUUCAUAAUAAUGUUCAAAGAAGGGCCCUGCAUUUGCACUUUGUACCGGGCCCCAAAACUAUGUCUGUCUUGUAGCAGGAUAUGUAUAUUUUCUUGCUCAAACAUUGUUGACCUUGAAAGCAGAAAAGUGGCACUGGCCUCAGGGAAAGAGUAGGAGGCCUUCUGGAAGGGAGAGAGCAUAUUGGGAUUCUGGUAUCUUUGGGGAAGUCUGCUCCACCCAGGGCCUCUGUGCCACCUCGGCUAGCAAGUGAGAAAUGCCUUGUGUUGUCUUAUCUUUAAAACACUCACAGUUCUGGCUUUAUCACAGAUGAACAAGUACUUUCUUGAUCAUUCUGUAAGACGAGGAUAUUGGUAAAAGUGACUGAUCCACAUAACUUUAAUACAUAUUUAUGAAGAUGCUCACAGGGAAACAUCCUUUUUAGAGAAUUUGCUAUCAAAGGCUCAAGAUGUUUUUGUUUUAGUGUAUUUACUAAGAUUAGGAUGUCAGUGACUUGAAUUAUUUGGAUUCUUUCCGAGGACUACAAGGUCAUUUGAUGAGGAAUAGCAUGAGUUUUGUCCUUCAAGAUUACCCAGUAAGUUAAAAGAAAGGAUAUAAAUGAAAGGCUUGUUACAUGUAGAGAAAAUGGUACCAGGGUAGAGGACAGAAUUCUUGUUUCUCUUGUGCUACUUGUCAACAGAAGCUCACAAGCUGAGAUGGAAAACCAGAUCACUAUGUUAUUGUUGGCAUCAUCUUCAUCAGUAAUGUAAUUCAGUAUUGGAUAUAUUUUCCUUUUAAUUUCCAGUUACUUUAGAAUACAUAUAGUUUCCCAACUGUUCAAAGAUUUGAUUAAACAGUUUUACACUCCAGUAUUAGAAUCACUAAUACUAUGUGUACCUGGGAUGUAUACAACAUUGUCAGAGUGAAACAAUAAAAAUCCCCUACAUACUUCUUCCAAGAAACCUGAUUUUAGUUGAAUGGUGUUGAUGAAGAUGACUGGGAUGCAUUUUAUGUUUUUUGUACUCUAAUCACUUGAGUUAAUCAACUAUUGGCAAAUCCCACCUGGCAUGGACGAGCAUGGUAAAGAAUAGAUACUGUAGUGGAUUUCUAGAAAUUCAUUCACAUUUAAGAACAUUUAAAAUUCAGUGAUAGUAUUUUGUUCUUCAUAAGCACAUUCUUACCCCUAUGUGAAUUAGAGCAUUUAAAAUUCUAAACCAGUAACUUUUAAUCUAGGAAAAGAAAAAAUAAAAGUUCUAAAGCAAAAUAUAUUCUUGCAAAUACUAUUUAAAAUUUAAAUAGACCACAGAUAAUUUUCAGGUUGUUCGACUGGAGUUGAGUUUGGAAGUUGAUAACCCUGUUGAUGUUCAGCGUGUAGUUUUUGUUAUAGAAGUUUUUUACCACCUGUGCGAGUGACUCAGACAUGCAGAUAUCACAGCUGGCCAGAGCUAGUCAGGACAGUAAUCAAAUUAGCUUUUAAAUCUAGAUUAAAAUCUUUGAAUUAACUCAAUUUAAAAUAACAAGAUAUUGAAAAAUGCUUUUAUGCUAUCUUGGAGAAAUGAGUGCUCUUUUGAAUUUUUUUUUUUUUAAUUGAAAGAUUAUUUCUAGGUGAAUGUAUGCUCUCUGCUGAUCUCUGCUUCGAUAUAUUUACCAAUCAUUUUAAUUAGAGAAGAUACUGUAUGGUAAAGCUAAGGCCUUUUCUUUCUGGACCAGGUUUUCACCUUAUAUAACCCUUUGUAUACUGCUGGCUACUCUGUGUUCAUAUUAUAGGAGAGUAGGCUUGUAAAAUAGAAGUUUCAGUAACAUAACUGAAAUCCAUCCAGUCCAAGCCAGCCUGGUGGCUUCGUAUUGGGCAGCAGCAGAAAACUGAAGAUUUGGAUAAAUUUGACUUUCAAGACAGAUAAACUUUUCAACUAUGAUUUUAAAAACAACACUACAUUGAUACAGU